Messenger RNA from Adineta ricciae, 390 nucleotides. Lineage: Eukaryota; Metazoa; Rotifera; Eurotatoria; Adinetida; Adinetidae. The record is from the annotation of a GenBank genome assembly.
AUGGUCCAACGAUUAACCUAUCGUCGUCGUUUAUCGUACAACACCAAGUCCAAUCGGGUUAAAGUUGUUAAGACACCCGGAGGUAAAUUGACGUUUCAAUACGUUAAAAAGCGUGGAGCAGUGCCCAAAUGUGGUGAUUGUAAAGUUGAAUUACCAGGAAUCAAGGCAUCUCGACCAAAAGAACGUAUGAGUAUGACCAAACGAUUGAAAACAGUAUCACGUACUUAUGGAGGUUCACGAUGUGCCAAAUGUGUACGACUUCGUAUUGUUCGUGCCUUCCUUAUUGAAGAACAACGUAUUGUUGCUAUGGUCAUGAAAUCGAAGAAAACAACCAGUACCACAGACGCUACACCAGCAGCACCACAAGCAAUUGGUCAAAAAUCGAAAUAG